AUGAAGCUCCUUCCAGCCAUCGUAGUUUCGCAGCUCCUCGCCAUCGCCGCUGGCCAAGCCGCGGUCAACGAGGCGGAGCCCGCUGCCGUAGCGGAUGCGCCCCAGACGGUCCCAACGGUAGGCGCCAACGACCACCCACCCCCGUGCAUCCCGAAGCACCAUCACACGAACACAGAUCGGAAGAAACUACACCCGACCACGGCGCCCGCGAAGCCUUCGGCUACGACUAUCCCGACUUCUGAGAUGCCCGGCUACGAGGAGGCCCAUGGCAGUGGAUACGGUUACGUGAGCCCGGUCUGGGCAAGCUGGAACAUUGUUUGGAGGAAGUGUCCCGAGCAGUCAAGCUUUGAGUCGCCGCCUGUAGAGCUAGAUUCAGAUCCAGAGGUUGUGCCGGCGCCCGUGCAGCCGCGUCGCAGGCGUAACCCACUUCCGCUCCACAUGCGGUCCGAAAACGUGGCGGGCGAGGCGGCGGAAAACUAG
Molecule: messenger RNA, 480 nt
Organism: Parascedosporium putredinis
Lineage: Eukaryota; Fungi; Ascomycota; Sordariomycetes; Microascales; Microascaceae
Source: the annotation of a GenBank genome assembly